AUUCUCUUUCUUUUUGUAUAAUGCUGCUGUGACGCUGUAAUUUUCCAGUCUGGGAUCAAUAAAGAACGUCUGAUUUUCAUUUACAAGGGGCGGUGUUUCAGACUAACAACUCCCCAUAUCUAUCACCCGGAAGUUCAAAAGGAAAAAGGCCAUUUAUCAUCACGCUUCCAAUAUGGCGGUGAAUCUCACAGACCUCUCCCUUCCUCAGUUAGAAGGACUCAAAAGCCAAUUAGACCAGGAGGUUGAAUUUCUGACGUCUUCAAUAGGUCAGUUCAAAGUUGUCCAGACCAAGUAUGUUGAAGCAAAAGACAGUUUAAAUGUCCUGAACCAAAACAAUAAAGGAAAAGAAUUGCUUGUGCCUCUCACCAGUUCUAUGUAUGUCCCAGGAACAUUAAAUGAUGUGGAACAUGUCUUAGUGGAUGUGGGAACAGGAUAUUAUGUUGAAAAGAAUGUGGAGGACUCGAAGGCUUUCUUCAAGCGCAAAAUAGAUUUUCUCACAAAGCAGAUAGAGAAAAUUCAGCCAGCUCUUCAAGAAAAACAUGCGAUGAAACAAGCUGUGAUUGAGGUAAUGAAUGUGAAGAUCCAGCAAUUACAACAGAGCCAACAAGGAUCACAGAUGGUUGGAAGCACCAAGGCCUAAGGACAAAAACUGUUUGAGCUCUUUGUGACUGGGGCAUUUUUAAAUUUGUUUCCAUAAAUGACUAAAUCUGAAAUGCACAAACCUUGUUUCAGAUAUAAGUAGGCUGUUAUCAAAGUGAAGAAAUGUGUACUUGAUCAGUUUUAAAUUAAUUAAAUUGGGUGUCUACAUUUGGAAAAUUAGCGGUUACUGUGGAUUUAAGGGACAUUAAAGUGUGUCACUGUCAUUUGUUCACUGAGUUCAUCUAAUAUUUCUGUUCUUGCUUGAUAAUGAAACAUUUUCACUAUUAUAAGUAAAAGAAGUGCAACUUGCAGGACACCUGCAUUACAGAGAUGUUUACUUUUUCUUUCAUUAAACAUCUGACUUUUACCUUUACUUGAGUUUAUAAUAGGUCCAUCAAAACCUGAUAAUCUUAUGUAAAUGAGUGCAGGAUUAUUUGACUGACAUCCUAACAAGACUUCUAAAUUGCCCAGUUCAAGGAUUCCAAGUCAAGAUAGUGACAAGUACAAUUGUCUCAAUAAAGUUGUCAACUAUA
Messenger RNA from Melanotaenia boesemani (Boeseman's rainbowfish), 1172 nucleotides. It is a transcript of the gene pfdn5, whose product is annotated as prefoldin 5. Gene Ontology annotation, cellular component: cytoplasm; prefoldin complex. The transcript is spliced from 7 exons. Bases 173 to 640 code for a protein of 155 amino acids. NCBI's taxonomy places the organism in Eukaryota, Metazoa, Chordata, Actinopteri, Atheriniformes, Melanotaeniidae. The record is from RefSeq and is a predicted model, not a curated record. Gene Ontology annotation, biological process: regulation of DNA-templated transcription; protein folding.